CUUUUCUUGAUGAUUGGAGAGGGAUUAAAUGGUUUGGUCCAAAAAGCAGUAUCGGAGGGUAUGUUGAGAGGUAUAGAGAUUGGCAAGAGGGGAUUAGCUAUUUCUUUACUUCAAUUCGCAGACGACACAAUCAUUAUGGGAAAAGCUGCCACAGAGAACAUUUUUAUGGUCAAAACAAUUCUGCGAUGGUUCGAACUGAUGUCUAGUCUGCAAAUCAAUUUUAGCAAGAGUAACAUUUAUGGGUAUAAUGUGCCAGCGAAAUGGGUAGAAGGAUCAGCCAGUAUGUUGCGUUGUGGUGUUGGGAAAUCUCAUUUUUGGUAUUUGGGAAUGCCUGUCGAUGGAAAUCCCGGGAAUAAGAAGUUAUGGGAGCCGCUAGUGAAUAAAUUUCGAGCCAAACUUGCUGUCUGGAAGGCUGCUUCGCUGUCCUUUGGUGGCCGCCUCACUCUGCUCAACUCGGUACUUUCUGCUCUACCCAUUUUUUAUAUGUCGUUGUUUUUAAUUCCAAAUUCUGUGAUGAUUGAAUUGAUUAGUAUUCAGAGAAAUUUUCUAUGGGGAGGGGUAGAGGGGCAGAGGAAGAUCUCGUGGGUGAAAUGGGAUAAGGUGUGCGGGAGUAAGGUAAAAGGGGGAUUAGGGGUAACGGACCUGCGUAGGAAGAAUUGGGCUUUGCUAGGGAAGUGGUGGUAUAGGUUUGGAGAGGAUGUGGAGAGCUUAUGGAAAAGAAUUGUGACGGAGAAAUAUUACGGGGGGAACAGGGAUGAGGUAGACAUUACAGCAGUGGGGAAUUGGAGAACGUCUAGAAUAUGGAAAGAUAUUAUUAGUAUAGGGGGUUGCUCUAGGAGGCUUAAAAAUAUGUUAGUGGAGGGUUUCAGGUGGGAAGUGGGGGAAGGGAACCGAGUGAGUUUUUGGAGAGAUCUAUGGGUUGGGAAUAAAAAUUUACGGGAUUUAUGCCCAAGGUUGUAUGAGCUAUCUAAGAUCAAGUUGGGAAAUAUUAGUGAUAUGGGGGUAUGGGAGGGGGAAAAAUGGAGCUGGAAAAUGGAGUGGAGGAGAGGGAGAAUAGGUCGAGAGAAGGAUGAGGAGGAGGUGUUGUGGGAGAGGUUGGAUAGUAUUCAAUUAAAAAAAGGUGUGAAAGACUUAUGGAGGUGGGUCCAUGAUUCGGAGGGAAAUUUCAUGGUGAGGAAGGCUUAUGAAUUUUUAGCUCCUACCGAGAGUAUUUUAGAGGACCAAUUGAGCAAGCUAAUUUGGUGUAGAUUAGUACCAUCCAAAGUGUCUUUUUUUGGAUGGAGACUAUGCCUUGAUAGGUUACCAACUAAGUGGAAUAUUAUGAAAAGAGGGGUUCUCCUGCAGGAGGAGGAGUUAAUGUGUGGUUUGUGUGGUAGUAUGGUUGAAGAAGCCAACCACUUAUUUUGUAUGUGUAAGGAAGCCUGGAUUAUUUGGGUAGAGGUUCUGAAGUGGUGGGGCAUGGAGACUGUUAUGCCUAAUAAUGUAUUAGGAGUGGCAGACAUUUUUGUACAAGAUGUGGGUAGGAUAAUAGGGAAGGAGAUGGGGGCUUGCAUCUUUCUUAUUGUCUCAUGGUAUCUUUGGUAUUGGAGAAAUGGUAAGGUGUUUAAUAGAGGAGAUAACAUCAGGGGAAGAUUAGUAGAUAUGGUUCAAGCCAAGUCAUUCUUUUGGAUCAAAAACAAGAUACAAGGCUGUGUUUUCUCUUUUCAUGACUGGAAAGUAAAUCCAGUUGAGUGUGCUUCAUCAAUAAGAAGAUACAAACGGGAGCUGAAGCUAGUCCACAAACAGCAGAAAAGAAUGGCGACAGAGUAAGACUUGAGGGGAGUGAGUGCCAUCAGCGUUUCGCAGCAGUCUGGAAGUUCGUCAGUUUCUUGUAGUACUUUGGCUGUCUACUUCUUUGGUUAAAAUGUUUCAUUUGAAUUUAGGAUGCCGAUUGUGUUUUGAAGUUCCAGUUGUUGUGAUCUUUGUAACAUCCCAGCUGAUUUUGUAUUUGUAAUGGGUAGGAGUACCCCUUGUGCUCCACAAAAUAAAUUUUUCUUUGCUGA
Messenger RNA from Rubroshorea leprosula, 2042 nucleotides. The record is from the annotation of a GenBank genome assembly. NCBI's taxonomy places the organism in Eukaryota, Viridiplantae, Streptophyta, Magnoliopsida, Malvales, Dipterocarpaceae.